ACAAUCGGCCAUUUCGUCGGUGCAGGCCAUCAGCUUAAAGGGCAGUGGGGACUUCCUGAAUACUGGUUAUCUGAAAAAGGCACAUCAAGAAACAUCGCAUCAUGAAUGAGACAGCAGUUUCUUUCGCCAAGGACUUCUUGGCCGGUGGUAUCUCGGCUGCCAUCUCCAAAACAGCCGUGGCCCCGAUCGAGAGAGUGAAGCUUCUCCUUCAGGUCCAGCAUGCCAGUAAGCAGAUCACCGCAGAUAAGCAGUAUAAGGGCAUCAUGGACUGUGUUACCCGUAUCCCCAAGGAGCAGGGAUUCCUUUCCUUCUGGAGAGGUAACCUUGCCAAUGUCAUCAGGUAUUUCCCCACCCAGGCCCUCAACUUCGCCUUCAAGGAUAAGUACAAGAAGAUCUUCCUUGAUGGCGUUGACAAGCGCGCCCAGUUCUGGAGGUACUUUGCUGGUAACCUGGCCUCUGGUGGUGCCGCCGGAGCCACAUCACUCUGCUUCGUGUACCCUCUCGACUUCGCCCGUACCCGUCUGGCUGCAGAUGUGGGAAAGCCUGGAGCCGGGAGAGAGUUCAACGGUCUGGGAGACUGCCUGGUGAAGAUCUUCAGGUCUGAUGGUCUUAGAGGCUUGUACCAGGGCUUCAAUGUGUCCGUGCAGGGCAUCAUCAUCUACAGGGCUGCUUACUUUGGCAUCUAUGACACAGCUAAGGGUAUGCUCCCAGAUUCCAAGAACGCCAGCAUAUUGGUGAGCUGGAUGAUUGCUCAGUCUGUGACAGCUGUUGCUGGCCUGACCUCCUACCCCUUCGACACUGUCCGUAGACGUAUGAUGAUGCAGUCUGGACGUAAAGGAGCUGACAUCAUGUACACCGGGACCAUUGACUGCUGGCGUAAGAUUGCACGUGAUGAGGGCGGCAAGGCUUUCUUCAAGGGAGCCUUGUCCAACGUGCUCAGAGGCAUGGGCGGCGCCUUCGUGCUGGUGUUGUACGAUGAGCUGAAGAAAGUCCUGUAAAUCUUCAUGUUGUCACUUCACUGUCCAAUUCGGCUAAAUGUAAUAACUUUCCAUUUCUAUGGACUCAGCAUUCUGCCUUAUUUAUGGGAACAAACUAUAGUGUCUCACCUCUAGCUGUGGGCAAUGGCUGUACGUUGUGCAUCUUUGAUUUUAAACGUUCCACACCCUCUAUACCAAUGUCAUUCCUGUUAAAACAAAUAUCUGAUACCUCCUCCUCCUGUCAUUCACUAGGUUUGUAUGGUCCCAACUUGAAUAAAUCUAUUCUGGGGAACAAACUCUAAA
Molecule: messenger RNA, 1280 nt
Organism: Scomber scombrus (Atlantic mackerel)
Lineage: Eukaryota; Metazoa; Chordata; Actinopteri; Scombriformes; Scombridae
Exons: 4
Coding region: 102-998 (298 amino acids)
Biological process (GO): mitochondrial ADP transmembrane transport; mitochondrial ATP transmembrane transport
Cellular component (GO): mitochondrial inner membrane
Molecular function (GO): ATP:ADP antiporter activity
Source: RefSeq, a predicted model, not a curated record